AUGGCAGGGCUGAAAAUUGGUACUGAUACAGAAGAUAUGUUCUACGAAAAUCUAUCCUUAGGGCUGGCAAAAGUGUUGAACAACAUUCCACGCAUAACGAAUGUGACGUUGGAGAAACGUUUACCAUGCGAAAAGGCGCAAGUUACUGCAUGGGAAUCCAGACAUAAUGUGUAUUUGCCAGAAGACAUGAAACGGUUCUACCUUUCGACCGAUGGAUUCAAUUUUUACUGGAGCUAUCAAUAUUCACCAAAUGACACUCGCCGCGUGGGACACAUACAUUUUCCGCAUCUUAUACAGAUCACCCUCGUACGAGACAAUAUCGACACUAUACUCAGCGUCAGCCCUAACACAACCCUUACGGCGCCUCCGAUCAUACGCCAGUCGAACUAUGUUGAUCUUAGCUCAGGUCACUUGGACCAUCUGAAUCUUAACUCAAGGAGCAAAAUUUUCGAGCUAAGCACCAUAGCAAAUCUAGCGAAAGUGUGUCUCGUCUAUGAGACACCGGAAACAUCAACACCGCACAUUUUUCUUCUCGAAACCAACUCGCUACGAUGGCAGUUCCUAGCUGAAUCGUUUACCGAGUACCUUCGCAUGAGCAUCGCCCAUCUCGGCUUGCCGUAUUGGGAAUUGUGCUUUUCAAGCUGUGGUCUGCCUGCCUGGACUGAGCAGCUGUUUUUGCUCUUGGCACCUCAUUUGCUGGAGAAAAACGAUUGCCGGAGAUUAAAAAACAUAGUUUGUGUUAAUGAAAAUCCACCGUUCAACGUACUGGAUCCGGCCGUAUUCCGGACGAAACUUCGCUGCUCGCGGCAGACACAGAAAAUGCGAUUGAACAACAACUAA
This is a messenger RNA of Anopheles cruzii, 840 nucleotides long. RefSeq names its product tubulin polyglutamylase complex subunit 2. The record is from RefSeq and is a predicted model, not a curated record. Lineage: Eukaryota; Metazoa; Arthropoda; Insecta; Diptera; Culicidae. Bases 1 to 840 code for a protein of 279 amino acids. The transcript has 3 exons. Gene Ontology annotation, biological process: protein polyglutamylation.